Messenger RNA from Trametes versicolor FP-101664 SS1, 2417 nucleotides. Its product is annotated as oligosaccharyl transferase STT3 subunit. The record is from RefSeq and is a predicted model, not a curated record. Bases 1 to 2361 code for a protein of 786 amino acids. The transcript has 12 exons. Gene Ontology annotation, biological process: post-translational protein modification. Lineage: Eukaryota; Fungi; Basidiomycota; Agaricomycetes; Polyporales; Polyporaceae. Gene Ontology annotation, cellular component: membrane. Gene Ontology annotation, molecular function: dolichyl-diphosphooligosaccharide-protein glycotransferase activity.
AUGCCUUUGGCAUACUCCCUCCCAAGCAACCUGUCGCCGGCGACAGUAGCGAACACGUCUUCGCUGCUGCGCAUUAUCGCUCUCUCUCUCAUUUCCGGUGCUGCAAUCGCGUCGCGGUUGUUUGCGGUCAUAAACUUUGAGAGUAUCAUCCACGAGUUUGACCCGUGGUUCAACUAUCGGGCUACCAGGGUUCUUGCUGAGAAGGGCUUCUAUGAAUUCUGGAACUGGUUUGACCCCACCGCCUGGUAUCCUCUUGGUCGUGUCGUAGGUGGCACGAUCUACCCGGGUCUGAUGGCUACCAGCGGUGUCAUCUACAACGUCCUCCAUGCGCUGCACCUCCCUGUCGACAUCCGCAACAUUUGUGUUCUCCUCGCGCCAGGGUUCAGCGCCCUUACCGCCUGGUCUACAUACAUGUUUACGAAGGAGAUGAAAGAUGAGAGUGCUGGGCUCCUUGCGGCCGCAUUCAUCGGCAUUGCUCCCGGUUACAUCUCUCGCUCCGUCGCUGGGUCAUAUGACAACGAGGCUAUCGCGAUAUUUUUGCUCAUGUUCACCUUCUACUGCUGGAUUAAAGCUCUGAAGACCGGAAGCGCCUUCUUCGGCACGCUAACCGCGCUGUUCUACUUUUACAUGGUCGCCGCUUGGGGUGGUUAUGCAUUCAUCACGAACAUGAUCCCCCUACACGCCUUGACGCUGAUCCUCAUGGGGCGAUUCAGCAGCCGCCUGUACGUCGCAUACUCGUCUUGGUACGCGAUCGGGACCUUGUCGAGUAUGCAAGUCCCCUUCGUCGGGUUCCAACCUGUGCGGACCAGCGAGCAUAUGGCGGCAUUGGGUGUUUUCGGCCUGCUGCAGAUCGUCGCGUUCGCCGGAAUGGUGCGCACUCACGUGUCCUCCAAGCAGUUCCAGAGCAUCCUCUACAGCUCAGUCAUCGUCAUCGGCCUCGUUGGUGCCCUGGCGUUUGGCGGCCUCACGUACAAGGGCUGGAUCGCGCCUUGGACCGGCCGCUUCUACUCGCUUUGGGACACGGGCUACGCGAAGAAGUACAUUCCCAUCAUCGCCUCAGUCUCGGAGCAUCAGCCCACCGCAUGGCCCUCGUUCUUUAUGGAUCUGCAGUUCCUCAUUUUCAUCUUCCCCGCCGGCGUCGUGCUCUGUUUCCGGGAGCUACGGGACGAGCAUGUGUUCGUCAUCAUUUACGCCCUGGUCGCCAGCUACUUCGCGGGAGUCAUGGUCCGGCUGAUGCUCACGCUUACCCCUGUGGUCUGCGUGGCUGCUGCCAUUGCGUUCUCCUCGCUGCUGGACACGUACGUGGACCCGGUCGAGCCUGCGGUCUCAGAGGACGUUGCCCCGUCGACGGAAGCAGACUCUGCGGCUGCGGCUUCUCCCGCGAGCGGCUCCUCCGUCGGCACGGACGCAGUUGCCCCUGCAACUGGCAAGAAGGCCAAGAAAGCUGCUCCUGUAGAGUCUUCGGCCAGCGGUCUGGCAUCUGGCCUCAUCGCAGCUUUGUCCCCAUCUGACAAGAGCAGCAAGCCUCGCGGGAUCUUCGGGCUGGACACGCGCUCCCUCGUCAUCUUCAACGCAUUCGGCAUGCUCCUCUUUUUCGUCCUCCACUGCACUUACGUCACGUCGAGCGCAUACUCCUCUCCGUCCGUCGUCCUCGCGUCUACAAACCCCGACGGGAGCCAGCACAUCAUUGACGACUUCCGCGAGGCGUACUACUGGCUCCGCCAGAACACGCCCGAAGACGCAGUGGUCAUGAGCUGGUGGGACUACGGAUACCAGAUCGCCGGGAUGGCAGACAGGCCGACACUCGUCGACAACAAUACGUGGAACAACACGCACAUUGCGACCGUUGGAAAGGCAAUGUCCAGCACCGAAGAGGUCGCGUACCCCAUCCUGCGCAAGCACGAUGUGGAAUACGUGCUCGUCAUUUUCGGUGGCCUCAUCGGCUACUCCGGCGACGACAUCAACAAAUUCCUUUGGAUGGUUCGUAUCGCGCAGGGUGUCUGGCCUGACGAGAUCCAGGAGCCGAACUACUUCACGGCCAAGGGCGAGUACAGAAUCGACGAUGCCGCGCCCGCCACCAUGAAGGAGAGUCUCAUGUACAAGAUGUCGUACUACCGCUUCGCGGAGUUGUUCGGGGGGCAGCAGGCAGUCGAUCGCGUUCGCGGCCAACAGGUUCCGAAGACGGGGCCGACCCUGGAUCAUCUGGACGAGGCGUUCACCUCCGAGAACUGGAUCGUCCGGAUUUACCAGGUCAAGAAGGAGGACCCCCUUGGACGCGACCUCAAGAGCGCGAACGCGUUCGAGCAGGGCAAGAAGAGGAAAAAGACGAAGCCGCUCUCAAGGCGCAAGGCAGUCGUGUAGUGUUUGCCCGCCCGGUGUCCCGUUUUCGUAUAAUUUAACUCGCAAUGUUUGCUACU